Messenger RNA from Mercenaria mercenaria, 8017 nucleotides. Its product is annotated as rab9 effector protein with kelch motifs-like. The transcript has 5 exons. Gene Ontology annotation, molecular function: protein binding. Bases 1425 to 2669 code for a protein of 414 amino acids. Lineage: Eukaryota; Metazoa; Mollusca; Bivalvia; Venerida; Veneridae. The record is from RefSeq and is a predicted model, not a curated record.
UACUUGUAAACCGAGUACAAUAUUUUGUGAUUUAUGUCAUUUAAUACAAGUUUUAUUUAUGGACAUCAGUUUAUUUCAAAAGAACAUUGGAGUUAACUUCAUUAUAAACUGUUUUCAUAUAAAUUAUAAUUUGAAAAUGCUAUAAUUUUAAAAUGAAUCUCUCAGCAUGCUAAGUGUGAAAUUUACAUAACAUUCAGACGGAUAGGAUAUACGGAUAUACUGUGUUUGUAGCUUAAAUUUACUUUGAUGUUGUAAAAAACAGACUGUUUGACCGCCUAAAUGACCAGUGCGGCCUCUAAUUACCACGAGUCAACACAGUUUAUCCAUCAGCGCUACGAGGAUACUGCACACAUUAUAUUUCAACAGCAACAGAAAGUCCGUCAAGACGAGAAGCGACGCCAACAACAAUCCAAACCUUUCCAUCAUCCUACCCUAGCAAUACCACCUACCAAUCACCAUCCAGAAUUCAGUCGCUAUGGCAACAGGGCAGUAGUUUCAACGGAAGCCGUGACACCAACAAAACUGGAAGCUGUAAAACCAGUGAAAAGUCCGGAGACAAAGAGAGUUCAACCAGCAGUGAAAUCUAGCGUCUGUAUUCUUGCAUAAGCAAGCAAUUUAUACAGCCUUGAGAAUAAUCAUUGUAAACAACAGGGAUUGGGUGCACUUACAAUAAUCACAUUCUGAAUAUUUAUACUAAAGCUUGUUUGCAAUGUAUUAUCUCAUUGAAAUAUACACGGUAGCAUAGUUGGGCUUACUUCAACUGGUAGAUAGGCAUGAUAGAAAGUUGAGUAACAAUAUAUUGCAAUUGCCUUCUGCUCAAACUCUCUGCAAAACUACAUCUUCUGUCUUUAACCUGAAUUUUGUGCGCUGAUUCCUUCCUAGCAGCUUGCUUACAUUUGCGGAUGAAUAAUUUGCAUGUAAUUUCUGAACGUUUGAAUGACUUUAAACAAUCAACACCAAGCGUAUUCACUAUUUAUGGUUUUUGAGUAUGUGCAUGUGUAGUUUUAUGUUGUGUUCUUAAAUUAUUUUGUUGUGAAGAAAAAAAACACGGAUGAUAUGGAGUUUUUGGAAUUGCUGUGUUAGAGUGAUUUAAGUUAAUUUUGUUGUGGUGUUGAGUUCAGUUUUGUUCCAAAUUAAAGUGACUCUUCAUUUUUUUUGCAUCAUAGAUUUAACUUUUUCGUUUAUUCGUAGUCGGACCGUGUUGAUGGAGCGCAUCAGAAACAGAGGAAUAGUAGACGACAUUCGCAGACUGUGAUUUGUUUAGAAACAACUGUUUGAUGUACAAGUAUUCGUACUGCAUGACAAUUUCAGUUAUGUUGUGGAAAUAACUUGAAUGUGCUAAUCAUUUUUAACUACGUAUAUAGCAAAGUAUUUUAAAUUUAGUGCCAUUAAGCCUAACAGAAUUUAACCAAAUCUAGGAAAUCAUGGAGCUGCACCCUAUGUUAGAGUUGGAAACGAUACCCAAUCCUGGGCUUUGGUAUGUUCUGUCUGGACUCGGGGAAUGUCCAAGUAUGCGAGUCGGUGAGUCCUGCUCCUACAUACCUGGGCAACAUGAAUCAGAUAACGGUCACCUGUAUAUUAUAGGAGGUGCUAAUCCUAGUGGCCCGUUCUGUGAUACUUACGUUCUAGAUCUAAACACAUUCAGGUGGGAUUUUAUUGACUCACCAGGAUUUAGAGCACGUUAUGAACAUGCUUCAUUUACACCAGAAUCUCAACCACGUAAAAUAUACGUGUUUGGAGGGGCCGAUCAGACAGGAAAUAUGAAUGACAUUCAAGUGUUAGAUACUAAUGCCAAUUCCUGGAGUUCUGUGACUACUUCAGGCACCCCGCCCACUGAAAGAACUUACCACACAAAUUCUGCAGUUGUUGGUGACAAAUUUAUUGUAUAUAGUGGUGGACAUUGUGGAGCAGACCCAGUCACAGACAGACAAGUUCAUGCAUUUGAUACAAAAACACAUUCAUGGCAAACACUAAAUGUAAAAGGUGAUUCACCAAAACCCAGACAUGGUCAUGUUGUUGUUGCUAUUGGCAACAAAAUUUAUAUUCAUGGUGGAAUGUCCGGGCCAAACUUUUAUAAUGAUACCCAUGUGUUAAAUUUAGACAAAUUGACUUGGUCUGAUGUUAAACGUAAAAAAAAUUAUCCAUCCGCAAGAGCUGGACACAGUGGUAUUGCCAUAGGAACAAACAUGUACAUAUUUGGUGGGAUGAACAGAGAUGGUGCUCUUGAUGAAACCUGGAAGUUUGAUACACUUACAUCGCAGUGGACAAAAAUAGAGUUACAAGGUCCACCCCCUGGUUGUAGACUGGACUUUGGAAUGUGUUUGAUAAAAUUGAAACGCAGUCUGGUUACCUCUGAUACCACUACAGAUGUUGUCACAGCAACCAAGCAAGCCAAGGAUGUUCUAGAUCGAGAGAUGACCAAACCAGGAAGUGCAUCUUCAAGAAGCAGCUGUCCAGAACUUGGUGCCAAUGAUAGUCCCAAUGGAGCAACAGGUGGACCAGAAUCAAGUUCAGGGACAGAUAACUAUGAUGAUAUAGAUGGUGCCACUGGUGCUACAGCGCCACCUAGUGAGAUUGAGAAAGUGUUCAGUCUAUGUCUGGUGCAUGCUGGGAUGGACACAGAAGGCGAAGUCUUCGAUGAUGUACUUGUUAUCAACUUAGAGACUUGAUCUUGCUGUCAUUGGUUUUAUUUAAUAUAUGAGUUAGAUAUUAGUAGAAUUAUAAACUUUUAAUUUAAAAAAAAUUCAUGUCUUGCUAGAUUUUGACUUAAUCAGAAUUUUGUUACUUUUUAUAAAAUUUGCUUCUGACUGCAGAAUGGUGACUAAUUAUAUUUUAGAUAAAUUCAAAUGUGGUAUCUCGGCAGUUCUAAAGAUAUAAGUAAAUAUUGUACAGAUUUUUUUCAUACACAAACCUCCAUGUGGACACAUAAAAGCCUUUGUGUGUUCACCUUUGAACAUGUUCAAAUAUUUGUGUGGGCACAUGCAAAUAUAAUGUGCAUUCUUGAAUUUGGACACAUUCAAACCUUUGUAUGUUCAGGAUUGGACAUAUGCAAAUGUUUGUGUUCAGGUUUAGACAAAUGUGUGUUUUCAUGGACACAUUCAAACCUUUAAUUGCACACCUAUAAACCUUUGUGUAUUCAAUUUGGACAUAUACAAACCUUUGUGCAGACACAUACAAACCUUUGUGUGUUCCGGUUUGGACGCAUACAAACCAAGGUCUUUCUUACUGAAAUCAAGAAACAGAAUGAGUUGUUUAUAGUCGAGUUAUUGUCUUUUAUUUUUAUAUGAUGGCUCUGAAAAAUGAAAUAGAUCAAGACUCGUGUGUAACAGAAUGAAUGCAUAAACAAGACAGUUUGUGAAGAAUUCAUACUGAGAGAGAGAGAGAGCUUUAUUAUAUAUCACUGCCAAAGACUGUUUGUUAGUUAUCUCAAUGUUAAGUUAUUGUUACACAGUUUUGUUAUAUUUUUCUUGAACUGUCUCAAUGUGAACUGUAAAUGGCUAUGCUUGUGUGGUGCCUUUAUUAUUGUUGAAACAAGCAAUAUUUAGAUUACCUGAGUUUCCUGAAGAUUUCUACGUAUUUGAUGGCAUAAUUGUUUUACAUUUGUAUAAACUGUUUGCUACAAACAUUUAACUUCAUUUCUAGCCAAAUCUGUUAUAGGAAAUUUGUCAUGUUAAUAUUUUGAUGUUUGAUAUUGGAAAUCAGUGUAUAUUAAUUGUGCAGUUGGCUCUGGAUGUAUGAUAAGAGAGGUGUGUUACUAGUAUGUUGUCGUAGGCUGGUAUUGACUUACUCUUUUUUGGUCCCUACCAGUAUUUACUCAUUAAUUAUGAAAUAGAACUGUUGAUAUCAUAACCAUUCUAAAUAUGUCCAAGAAAGGAAGAACUCUUUACACUGUUGACAUACAUAAAUUGGUUUUUGAUAUAUUAUCAAAAAACAUAUGGUAUUUUAAUAUUUUAAGCCAUGAAAUUACGCAAAAAUACAAUUUUCUCAGGAUCCAUACAAAACGUUUAGAUUAUCUAAGUAAGCAUGGAGAAUAAAGUUUGGAAAUUGUCAUUGCCUGAAAAUUUACUCUGCAUCUUUUACUCAAGACCAAUUGAAAUGAUUAGCAGUAUUAUAAAAAAAAAAGUUCUACUACCAUUAAAGGAGGCCUGUAGAAUGAUACAUUAUGUAUAUCAGGACCUUGUAGAAUAAACUUUAAAGAAGAGGUUUUUGAAAAAACAUAUAUGGAUUCAGUUAAUCAGACAAUGGUUUAGCACCUAGGUUAAACUUGUUAUGAUACAUAUAGGUUGUAUAUUGUGAUGCUGUGCCCAUAUUUGUCCUGUUUCAACAUUCUGUAUUUCAUAAUAUUGACUAAUAGAAUUAGGGCUUUUUGAAGGCCUAUUAAGCAAUUUUUAGCUCAUCUGAUUUUUGGGGAAAAAAUGAUGAGUUAUUGUCAUCACUUAAUCGGCGUCGGUGUUGCCUGGUUAAGUUUUAUGUUUAGGUCAGCUUUUCUCCUAAACUAUCAAAGCUAUUGCUUUGAAACUUGCAACACUUGUUCACCAUCAUAAGCUGACCCUGUGCAGCAAGAAACAUAACUCCAUCCUGCUUUUUGCAAGAUUUAUGGCCCCUUUUGUACUUAGAAAAUAUCAGAUUUCUUGGUUAAGUUUUAUGUUUAAUUCAACUUUUCUCCUAAACUAUCAAAGCUAUUGCUUUGAAACUUGCAAUACUUGUUCACCAUCAUAAGCUGACCCUGUACAUCAAGAAACAUAACUCCAUCCUGCUUUUUGCAAUAAUUAUGGCCCCUUUUGGACUUAGAAAAUCAGUUUUCUUGGUUAAGUUUUAUGUUUAGGUCAGCUUUUCUCCUAAACUAUCAAAGCUAUUGCUUUAAAACUUGCAACACUUGUUCACCAUCAUAAGCUGACCCUGUACAGCAAGAAACAUAACUCCGUCCUGCUUUUUGCAAGAUUUAUGGCCCCUUUUGGACUUAGAAAUUAUUAGAUUUCUUGGUAAAGUUUUAUGUUUAGGUCAUAUUUUUCUCUUAAUCUAUCAAAUCUAUUGCUUUGAAACUAGCAACACUUGUUUACCAUCAUAAGCUGACCCUGUACAUCAAGAAACAUAACUCCAUCCUGCUUUUUGCAAUAAUUAUUGCCACUUUUGGACUUAGAAAAUCAGUUGUCUUGGUUGAGUAUUAUGUUUAAGUCAGCUUUUCUCAUAAACUAUCAAAGCUAUUGCUUUAAAACUUGCAACAGUUUUUCACCAUCAUAAGCGGACGCUGUACUUCAAGAAACAUAACUCUAUCCUGCUUUUUGCAAGAAUGAUGGCCCUUCUUAGACUUAGAAAAUCAUGGGUAGGACGAUGUUUCUAUUAUACAAAAAAAAAUCAGAUGAGCGUCGGCACCCGCAAGGCGGUGCUCUUGUUUGUUGCUUCCACUUACUGUUUCAAGUUAAGCCAUUAUUUGAUAUUUUAUAAACCUCACACCAAAAACAGUAUUUUAUAUUGUAUUAAUCAAUUAAAGACCAUUUUUUAAGCGCAGUAUGUUUACCUGUCAAUGUCCCUACGUCUGUCAGCUCAUUGUAACAAAAAGUCCAGUGUAAUGUAGGGAUUUUGCAUAUUGUUUUUCCUUGAGAGGUGCUGCAGAUACGUUUACAGGAAACAAACGUGUUUCAUAUAACAUGUAAAAGGUAGAAGAUAAAAAAUUAUUUUGAUUGGUUUCAUUAACAGUUAUCAUGCUGGACAUAAUUGAUUCUGCCUUUACAACCAGUGUAGAUCAUGUUCAGCUUACACAUCCAUGCAGUCUGGUCAAGAUCUUCACUGUUUGCCAUUUAGUCAGUAACUUUUUGGUAAACACCCCUUUUAUAACAGUUAAUGGUACUGUCCAAAUUGAAAGAUGGACAAGUUCAUUAUUAUGUCUCCCACCACACAGUGGUAUGGGAGACAUAUUGAUUUACUCUAGUCUGUGUGUCUGUCUUUCUGUCACAAAGCUUGUCCGCACUCUAAGUCGAACAUUUCUCAUCCGAUCUUCACCAAACUUCAACAAAAUGUGUCUGCCAAUAAGUGCUCGGCCAAGUUCGAUAACUAGCUAAAUCGGCCUAGGCACUUCGGAAUUAUGGCCCUUGAAUUACCAAAACCACUCAGAUUUCUUUCGUAGUUUUACCUCCAAACCGACCCCUAUACUACUAAUAGUAUAGUAGUAUAGGGGUCCUUUUGGUGUCAAGAAAGCGCAUGCACAUGUGGAUUCAGUAAACAGUAUAUGAAGACUGACUUAUUAUUUAGAUGAUUAGGCAGUUGUUGGAGACAUGCGCUUUUCUCAAAAGCAUCUCUAGUUAAAAUUUAGCAGGGUAGGGGUGAAAUGUUCAGGAAACAAUAUUGACUGAUGAUGUUAAUACCAUUUCCUUUCAAACUGAAAUGUGUGCUUUCAGGCUGUGAUACACAUUUUUGUGUCAGCCUGUUUAUUCUGUUAACAAUGCUGAAAUUAUGAAAAAAAAUUCUAGAUUUUCUUUUAGGAAAUGAUUAAUUAUUAGUGAUACUUGCAAUCAUUCAUGUGACAUGCCUAUUAAAUUGAAUGAAAUCAGUGCAUUGUUUACAUUCUGCCAUGUAACAUGCAUAGUAUAAAACGGUGUUUGGUUUAAAAAAAUAUUUAUUUCCAAAUAUGUGUUACAUACAAACAUAGAUUAAUGUCACAGGAUUGAGGGUGUUUUGAAGUAUUUGAGGGCAAAUUUCUGUGAACACAGGUUUUAUCCACUUGUAAAAGACUGCCAGGAAAUGAAAAGAAAAAGAACUGUUAAGAAAUGUUCCUCUUUCGUUGAGAAAUAGUCGUCACCUGUUAGCACCAACAAUAUCAGUUUCAUAAAACAUUAACAAAAUAUGAAGGAUUUGUCUAUGACAAAGUUACAUAAAAUCAAAUUGGUUAUAGCCAUUACAUCAUGCAUUUUCCUUGCUCAAUAGUUCGUGUUAAACCUGUAAUACUCUCUACCAAACAUUUCCAGUGUAGAUUUAUAUGUUUUUUAUGUUGUUUACUGUUUAUAGCUUUGUGCUGAUUUGUUAUGUGUGAUAUAGAUAUUUAGCUACUGCUUAACUGUGAUGAUAAAUAUGUUGAAAUGGCUGUUUCUGUUGUUGACCAAAAUCACAGAGAAAAAUUUUAAGCAAUAAUUUUCAAACAUAGAAAGCAAGAGUCAUUUUGAAGGUGAUACUGGAGUUUUGGUGUUUUAUAAAGUUGUAAAAAAGGUUUGACAUAAUCAGCUGAUAGUUUGAUUUUACAUUGUGUCAAAGUAAAGCUUCCCUGUCUAGUUACACCAGUUUCCUCUUUAGUAGGCAAGACACAGUCUUCUUCUCUGAAAGAUGCCUGUUGUAUACAGAUUUAGCUCAAAAAUGGAAAUUAGAUUUGUGGUUUUUUCAUGAUGUUUCUUAAGAAAUAACAAAAAAUAUGAAAUAUUCUGACUGCCCACUCGAGAAUCAGUGGUUUGAGCAAUUGUGUCCCAGACCUUUGUCCUUGAAAAUUCUUUAUCACUUGAAGCACUUGAUAGCUCAUGCAUUUUGCUCAUUUUAUAACUCGAGCAUUCAGUGUCUAACUAAAUUAUGUGUGUUAUUACUUGCUGUAUAACAAACUACAUUUUUUUCUCAUAUUAUACAGAGCUUGUGAAGAUUUAGUCAUGUUAAUUCAAGUCACAAAAUGAGCAACAACAGAUACUUGCAUAGGUGUAUGGAAAAGAUUGGUCUCACCAUCAUACUGUGAAAUUAAAUAUUUGUAGGGGAUUAAUUUUGAAGUUACAGCCAGUGAACAAUGAAAAUCCCAUUCAUAUAUCUAUCAGCAAUUUUAUGUCCCUUUGAAAUACUCAUUUUGACCGAAACUGUAAAAUUUUGUGCCAACAAAUUAAAAAGUUUCUCAGUAUGGUUAAAGCAAGCUAGACUAUCCCAUAGAUCAAGAAGAUUGUAUGUAAUACAUAAUCUGCUGUGUACUUGUGCAUUUUAUUGAAUUUGUGUCCAAUGAUCAAAAUAUCAUGUUAUGCGCUUUCAGUUUAGAGUUAAUAAAGAUUCAAAUGAA